AUGGACCCUAGCCCCGACGCCGAUAACUCGGUGCCGACUUCGGCUGACUUCCCUCUUCGUCACCCAAUGGGUCGUGGUCUCAGCUUCACUCUAGAGUGGGAAGACUUCUUAGUUCUUCGCAACCACAAGAUAGAGUUCAACGACGGAUGUUUGGGUUUCGGCAUCAGGACCUCAAUCCGGCACAUCGACCCGCAGACCGGUAAAGGGUAUCACCGCGACGAGGCCGCCCGCGUGCUAAAGUUCUUCCGCACGGCUGUCCUGGCCGAGCUGGGGCGUCCCGGUAGGAUGUGGGACUGGGCGCCGCCAUCACAAGCAGUGGUGGAGAAAGUGCCGGGCACAGUGUCGGACGGGCAUGUCGGUGCCCGCGUGCUUUCCGCGACGUCGUUCGGGUGGGUAGCGAAACAGAUCGACCAUCUGACAGGCGAGAAGGGUCGUAGUGGGGUGAGCAUCGAGAGCGUCGGGAUGAAGGGGCUGAAGGCUUUGCGCGACAGCAUGGUUGAGUACGUCGGCAAGGUCAUUGCCGUAAAACGCACCGCGGCGCCGACUUCUCAAGCCGCCGGACCCGCCGACAGUGCCAUUGAUGACGACGGCGCGGAAGGACAGAAGGCGCCCCAAGGUGCAGUUGCCGCCCAGCAUCAGGGGAACGCGAGGGUGCAUGGGGAAGGUGGAAACGGUGGAGGAGGCGACGCAGAGGCAGGUGCAGGAAGGUUGGAAACGGAGAAGUCGUCGUCGUCUGAGUCGGAGUCGGAGUCGGGGGAGGAAGACGAGGCGGUGAAGCGUAAGGACGAGGACGAGGAGGAGGAGGAGGAGGAGGAGGAUGAGGAGGAGGAGGAGGAGGAGGAGGAGGAGGAGGAGGAGAAUAAGGACGAGAAUGGUGAGAAGUGGGAGGGAGGGAAGGAUGAGGAGGGGGGGGAUGAAGAGGUGGAGCUCGUGGUGGAGUAUGUAGAGGGUACGGUUGAGGCGGGAGCGGCGGAAGAGGCGGUGGGGUCGGCAGAUCAGGGGAAUGAGGAAGAGAAGGAUGACGGCGCGGGAAAUGCUACGAGGUCGGCAGAUGUGGGGAAGGAGAAGGGCGAGGUCGGCGUGGAGGCAACGACGGGAAAUGGCCAGGAUGAGGCGGCCUGCGAGGGAGGUGGGAAGGUGUCGGUCGACGCCGGCGAAGGGGCGAACAACACGGGCGUGCAGGAGACCGGGGAAGCACCUGGUCGGCAGGGCCCUGAACUGGACGACGUUGAGGAGCUGCGACGGGAGAACUGGUUGUUGCGGGCGGAGAACGCUCGGCUGGCGACGUUGCUCGAUGCGGAGCGGGCUCGGCUGGACAGGUUUUUUGUUGGGGUCAGUGGACUCGUCGACCACGUUAAAGGGUUGGCCGAGCAGGUCGACGACACCGAGAAAUAUGCUGCGGAACAGCUGCGAAACGCGACGGAGGCCAUGUCGAAGACCAUCACGGGCAACAUCACCGGCAGCUUUGACGAAGCGUGGAAGUCGAUGAAGACAUUCGCGGAACAGGCGACGGAGUGGUUGGAGGACUUCGACAAUCCGGAGGGUCGUGUCGCGUAUGCACGGGCGUUAGCGGUCUCCGCCUUGGCCGAACACGUAGAUUCGGUGGUGGGCGAUGCGAAGAAGGGGUUGGAAGAGUACGUCUCGAACCACCUUGCCUCCGCGCAGAUGUCAGGCACCUCAAUGGCCACGCCCAUCACUGCUGGCUCGGCUGCUCUGCUCAGGCAAUACUUCAUGGACGGCUUCUACCCCACUGGCCAAAGGGUUCCAGCCAAUGGAUUCGUGCCAAGUGGCAUGCUGCUCAAGGCUACGUUGAUAAAUGGCGCCAUGCCUCUCACCGUUGCAAAUGGUGACCGUUACCCUAUAGACGCACCACCCUCCAUGAACCAGGGCUUUGGCCGUGUGCACCUGGGCAAUGCUGUGCCUAUAGCGGGUACAGCAACCUUCACUACAGUGGCAAUCGAGGGACCUGCUCUGAAGACCGGUAACGGCUACCGCGUUUGCUUGCUGGUUGAUCCUGGGAGGAGUGAUGGCGGAACAGGGAGCGAGGAUGUCAAGAUCACACUCACCUGGUACGACGCACCGGCAGCACUGGUGGCGAAUCAGAACGCGGCGACACCGCUGCUGGUGAACAACCUGGACCUCUCAGUCACCUCCCCCACCGGUCACACCUUCUUCGGGAAUGGGGGGCUGGCGCCUGACGCCCGUAACACUGUGGAGCAGACGGGUCAAAGGCCUUUUGGGGCAUCGCAGAAGAAAUCAUUGAGUAGGUAUCUUGCUGUCCUUGCCCUGAUGUCACCCAUCUGCCCCCAUGCCACCCCUCUGCCACCAUGCCACCCGUCUGCCACCAUGCCACCCCUCUGCCACCAUGCCACCCGUCUGCCACCAUGCCACCCCUCUGCCACCAUGCCACCCGUCUGCCACCAUGCCACCCGUCUGCCACCAUGCCACCCCUCUGCCACCAUGCCACCCGUCUGCCCCCAUGCCACCCCUCUGCCACCAUGCCACCCGUCUGCCCUCAUACCCGCACCGUAUGUGCCCACAUGUGCCUCCAGUGGCGGCAGCAGCAGCGGCGACGGCAGCAGCAGCAGCGGCGGCGGCAGCAGCAGCAACGCUAUGGCAUCAGCAGCAGUUACCAGCACGGACAGGCAGAUGGAUGUUGAUCCAACUGGGGGGUCUGCAGUGGUGGAGGAUGAAUGGGUUGGCGGAUGGGGGUUGCAGGAUGCAGAGGCACCGAGUGAGGAAGCAGAGGGUGGGGCGUUGGGCAGUGUGGGAAGAGGAGAAGGAGUGGCAGACGAAUGGGCAGAGCAAGGGGCAGACGCAGGGUCGGCAGGGGAAGCAGGAGAAGCAGGAGAGGAAGUAGGAGCAGGGGUAGCAGCAUUGGGAGGCACAGGGGAAGAAGAGAGUCGUGUGGUGGUGCUGCCAUGGGGGCCGUGCACCUCCCCUGUCACCUUCCCAUCCCUCGAUAGCGGCACCUACGUCUUCUCAGCUCAGCUCCUAGACACCUCCUACACUAACACCCUCAUCAGCCCUCUUUACAGGACCACCUUUGCUAUCGAUCUUGAUGCACCCACCACCACACUUUCCUCUGCUUAUACCCCUGCUACUACCGCAACCGCUUCUUUCACCUUCACCUCUCCUUCUGCUGACGUCAGCCACUUCCAAUGCCAGCUCAGCGCCUCGUCGCUCUCGCCUCCCCCCGCCGACCCCAUCACCCCGCAGCCAAUCACGUUCCGCCAAACAACCAGCAUCCCCACCCGCCUGCUCGAGUGGCUGUUUCCCCCCUCUGUAGUCACACAGAGCGAGCAACUUCCUGCCACAAGCCCAGGAGGACAAACCCCUCGUUUAGAUCUCACACAGGGGACCACCACUAGGGAUAACUGGAUUAACUGCACCAGCCCUGUGACUUACUCUGGCUUCUAUGACGGUCGCUAUGCCUUCUCUGUGAGGGCUGUGGAUCAGGCUGGGAAUGCAGAUCCCGCCCCCCCUAUAGUCACAUGGGCGCUCGAUACUGUCCUGCCGAAAGCAGUGAUUCUAGAAGCGCCGGCGGUGUAUUCGAACCUAGGGAGCGUUCGGUUCGCCUUUGGGCUUGAUGGGGAGGUGGGCUCUGGGCAGGCAGCGGCCUCACAGAUGGGUUUUGAGGCGCUAGAGGCAUUGCUAGUGGUGGAUCCGAACCAGGAAGCAUGGAACCGACACGGCCUCAACAACGCGUCAGCCAGAGCAGCUUUCACCAUCGACAGCACUCGUCCACGUGCGCUGCUGCUCUCCCAACCCCCUAGCAUCCUCAGUCAGCCCCAACCUGUCUUCUCCUUCUUCGCCCCCAAAAUGGUUACCUUCAGCUGCCGACUCACCGCCUCUCCUCCCAUCCCACCUGCUAACCCCUUCCCGUCAUCUCCUUCUGUCACCUCCUCGCUCUCUCCUGCCUCCUUUCCCUCUUCUUCCUCCUCUUCCUCUUCUUCUUCCCCUUCCUCCUCUUCCUCCUCCUCUUCCUCCUCCCCUUCCUCUCCUCCCCUCUCCUCCACCAUUCCCCUCUCGCCAUGUGUCAGCCCCGUGCGCUACAACCUGCCAGAUGGCACGUACACGUGGCAGCUGUCUGCCAUUGAUUGGGCGGGGAACGAAGCAGAACCAGUGCUGCUGGAUUUCACACUACCCAACUCACUCCCCUCCGCUACCUUACUCGCCACCUACAUGGGUUCAGACGGCCAGUCGGCGGAAUUUCGGUAUUCCUCUGCCACGUGGCACUGGCUGAUUCGCCAGAGCCUCCAAUGUUAUCUCCAGGAGCCUGGGCGCCGUGCACCAGUCCGUCUCCAGGAAGAAGGAGGAGAAGGAAGCAGCGAAGUCGAUUCUCCUGAUACCGGCACCGAUGGUGGUAGAACCGUCUCACAGACUGCUGCUGCUGCAGCUGCUGCUGCAGCAGCUGCUGCUGCUGCUGCUGCUGCUGCUGCUGCUGCUGCUGCUGCUGCUGCUGCUGCUGCUGCUGCUGCUGCUGCUGCUGCUGCUGCUGCUGCUGCUGCUGCUGCUGCUGCUGCUGCUGCUGCUGCUGCUGAUGAUGAUGCUCGUGGUGUGUCAUUCGUCGCACCCCUUCCACCCGCAUACAGCAGCAACAGCUCUGCCACGCUCCACUUCAUCACUGUACACAGUAACGGAACGUCCUCAAACGAGGACACACUGAAUCAGCAGCCAACAGCUCCUUGUGAAUGCGUCCUGCUUUCCACGCCCCUCCUCUCCUCCGCCACUUAUAAUCAGUCCACGCCCUCCCAGUCUCCUCCCCCACCACCCCUCCUCGCAUGGCCCUGCAGCAGUCCCAUCGUGCUGCCCUCUCUCCCUGACGGCCGAAACCAGCUCUGGGUGCGGCUGGUGGGGGAGCAGCGCAGUGGAGGGACGUGGGCAGCGUUCUCCUGGACCGUUGACACCACCCCACCCUCCACGUCCAUCUCGUGGGCCAAUGGCAGCGUGCCAGGUGUCGUCUCCUCACUGAGCCCCACAAUGCAGGUGUUUGGGAGGGAGGAGGAGGGAGGGAGUGGGGUGGUGCGCCUUGAGUGUAAACUGGAGGCGAUGAUGGGAGGAGGGGGAGCAGGAGCAGGAGGAGAAGGAGGUGUAGAGGAGAGAGGAGGCACCAAUGGAGGCAUUCCCACUUGGCAGCCUUGCAUUGGCUCGAUCCCCCUCGUGCAAGACAUGCCACCGACCAAUCACAGCACAGACAGCUCCACGGUCCUGCCACUGCCACAGCCCCCAUCUCAACUCACAAUAGACAUCACCCUCGCCUCACUCCUCCCGUCCCUGUCAUUCCCCACUCAAUCGCCCCUUUUGAAUCCCCCUCUCGGUGCAUCUCUCUGUGCUGCUCUCCCGGAUGGUGUCUAUGCGCUCAGCGUUCGGGCAGUGGAUGCAGCAGGGAAUGCGGACCCAAACCCGCCCUCGGUGCAGUUUGUUGUUAGUGCGUGGGCGAUAUCCCUGGCUGGGGUGGAAAGCAGAGAGGAGGGAGGGGGUGAAGGGGGGAGUGAGGGAGUGGAGAGUGGUGUUAAUGGUCAUCCUGGCAGUGGCGGCAGUGCAGUUCAUCCUGAUACCACUGCAGGCACAUACACUCCGUCCCGCCCUCUCUCAGCCUCUUUUCCCACUGUUGCCAUUGCAUGUGACGGCCGCUGCGCUGCCAUGCUGCCGGCCCCAUUUGCCUGGGAGCAUGCUCAACAAGGCAGAAGCCUGACCACCGGCAUGACCCAUGCUGCCAGCAGUGGUAGCCUCAAGGUGCUGGUGGCUAGGGGAGGAGAGGUGAGGAGCGGAGAAGCAGAAGAGGUCACUGGAGAAGAAUGGAGGAGGGGGCAAGAAGGCGUGAGGGGAGAAGAGCUGAAAGGACAAUCCGUGGAUGGAGGUGUAGCAGCGGCGCCGAGUCCAGCAGCAGCAGUGGAAGGCACGCCUCUGGUCUUCAACGUGCUCUCUGACGUCGUAUCCUUCACCUUCCCUCCUGCUCCACCUCCUCAGCCCGAAUCUCACCCUCCUGCUGCGGACACGAGAGUGGGGCCUGCCUCCCUGUCCGCCCCCCGGUCCCGUCUUGCCCUUGCAUCGCCUCUGCUUAUGAUCGGAUUCACCCUCCCAGACCCCUGUGACCCUAGCAACGACAACACUCCAUGUGCUGAUAUGCAAGCGCAGAAGGCUGAACCUGAAUCAACAGUGACCCCUCAGGCAGGAGCUCUAGCACCCACGGCAGCCCCGGUAGCAGCAGCAACACCCAUUCCACCAGCAGCAUCAGCAGCAGCAGCAGCAGCAGUAGUGGUUGUGCAGGGCUUGUCGCUGCAGGAGGUUCUUUCCUCUGCCAUCAAUGCAUCCCUCCCUGCAUCUCCUGCCAUCACCAUACUCUUCCACCCUCACACCACGCCCACACUGCCACCACCUCCAUCACCAUCAGCACCACCACCACCACCACCAUCACCACCGUCAUCACCAUCCUCAUCCCUCCAGCCACAUGGCAACCCCCCAGUGGACGGCUGGCAGCUGCUGGACGCGCGUCUGCUGUGGCAGCAGCAGCACCCCAGCGUUGCCACCUUCUCUGCCCCGCGCCCUGGACUCUACGCGGUGGCUGUGCAAGAAACCAACCAGUUCCACCUCCUUGGAAUGAAAAUGGCAAGCAUUUCUGGGGCAUCUCCAUUCCACCAGGCCUCGCAUCCCUUCCCACGUGACAUCCUAAAUCCGAUCAUGCUCUCCUCCCCCCGUUGCUGUGCCUCUGUGUGCGUCUGGCCGACCUGCUUUGGACUGGAGUGUGUGUGGCUGGUUCAGGCAAUCAAGACCCCUCAAGCACCCUCAGCAGCGCCCCUCCAGCCACAGAAUUAA
Molecule: messenger RNA, 6819 nt
Organism: Closterium sp. Naga37s-1
Lineage: Eukaryota; Viridiplantae; Streptophyta; Zygnematophyceae; Desmidiales; Closteriaceae
Source: the annotation of a GenBank genome assembly